Molecule: messenger RNA, 1315 nt
Organism: Centropristis striata (black sea bass)
Lineage: Eukaryota; Metazoa; Chordata; Actinopteri; Perciformes; Serranidae
Product: B2 bradykinin receptor-like
Exons: 2
Coding region: 79-1137 (352 amino acids)
Biological process (GO): neutrophil chemotaxis; immune response; G protein-coupled receptor signaling pathway
Cellular component (GO): membrane
Molecular function (GO): bradykinin receptor activity
Source: RefSeq, a predicted model, not a curated record
GUGAGACUGAGAGGAGUGAGGGAGAGUCACUGGAGCAGGCAUCUGGACAACUUUUACAUCUGGAUUUACUCAGGAGGAAUGUCGCUUCAACCUACAAGCCUCCCGGACCUCAGCGCCACAGCUUUAAAUGGAGACCAAAACAACACCAAUGGCACCUAUUGUGAUGCGUAUGACUGGGAUUGGCUCCACGUGGGCCAGCCGGUGUACAUCCUGACCAUCGCUGUGCUGGGAAUAGCAUUCAAUGUGUUCGUCCUGAUGGUUUUCUGCUUCCACAAAAACGCCUGCACCGUGGCUGAGAUCUACCUGAGCAACCUGGCUGCUGCUGACCUCAUCCUGGUGUCCUGUUUACCUUUCUGGGCGGUCAACGUGUCCAAUGGCUUCGAAUGGCCUUUUGGUCUGUUCCUGUGCAAAAUCGUCAACUUAGGCAUUAAGAUAAACGCCUACAGCAGCAUCUACUUCCUUGUUCUGGUUAGCAUAGAUCGCUAUGUGGCACUGGUGCAUACGAUGUCCCAUGCCAGGAUGCGUAGGCCAAAAUAUGCCAAACUGGGCUGUUUCCUGAUGUGGAGUUUCGCCUUGGUCAUGAAUGUCCCCACGCUUGUCUUCAGGAGAAUUAAAUAUUUCCCUGAGCUUGGUGUAAAUGCGUGCUACCUGGACUACCCAAACACCACUGUGGAGCUGCUCUUUGAUGGGAUGUUGAUCAUUUUUUGCUUCUUCAUCCCCAUUUCCAUCAUCUCCUUCUGCACCGUCCGGAUCAUUCAGGCUUUGAAGAUCCAGACGAUAGAUCGGUUCAAUGCAGAUAAAACGGAGCAGAAGGCCACCACUCUGAUGCUGGCGGUCCUCGUGGCGUUCCUUGUUUGUUGGGUGCCAUUCCACAUCGUCACCGCUCUGGAUGUGCUGGUACGGGCUGAAGUCCUGGGAGGGUGUGACUUUGAGUCCGUCCUGGAGAUCUUCAAUCAGAUCUUCACCUACUUUGCCUUCUUCAACAGCAUUCUCAACCCCAUCCUCUACGUCAUUGUAGGAAAGAACUUCCGGAAAAAAGUUCGGGAACUUUUCGUGCAGUGGAAAAUUAGAAAAACACCCACCUCUGACUCCUUACGCUCAUCAAACCUGUCCUCUACACUGAAGACUUUGGUAUAAAAUCCUGUUCCCCUUAGAAAAAAAGACUUUGUCCACCACAGUGAUCUUUCUGCAGUCAUUUAUUACUCUUAUGCAAAAGUAAAUGACUGCAAUGAUGAGCUAAUUAUAUUAUUAGAUUUGUGGUGGAUGUCAUUUUGUAGUAUUGGAACCAAAUUACCCUUCGUUAAAGCAAUCUUGG